AAGUCUGUUUUAUCCAGUACAGUCGUUUACACCCAUUAUCUAAAUAAUUUUCGCGUUUGAAUUCAUCAAGGAAAUCUUUGUAUUUUUCAAUCUUUUUCUAAAUGCUCCCUGUUAUAAUGGAGAAGAAAAUGCCCACCUGAAAAUAGUUCAUUCUGUUGUUAAUCCACAAUCUGAAAACAGGGAUUAGAGAUCCAGCAAACCGCGUUGCAGUUUGGUGCGAUACUGACGCAUCUUCGUUAACGAAUCUAAAACGUUUGCACAAAACUGACAGGUUCUCCCAUCAAGAGCCCCACAAUCCAGUUAUAAGACACCCCGGGGUGCGUGCGAAACGCCUUGGAGGGGGAAUCCGCUGAUCAGACCGACAACUACACGGUCCGCUCCGUCCCUGGGUCCAGGCGAGAGCAGGGCACAAGGUUUAACGGCGCAGCGGUUGCCGUGGCUCCGGUCUAGUGGAUGCCAACCUCCACUGUCACUUUUAUGGGUGUUUCUCAUCUGCAUAAGCACUCUGGUCCUCCUGUCCCUUGAUCCCGCUCCUCUUUCCGUAGUGAGGGAUGUCUCUGCUCUAACCUCUCAAACUACUAAUCCAACUGACCAGACCGUUUGGGCACUGGGCCAUGGAGGAGUGUGACGUGCACUCCACUGCCAGCAUCCUGGCGUCGGUUAAGGAGCAGGAGGCCCGCUUUGAGCGGCUGACCCGCGCACUGGAGGAGGAGCGCCGCACCGUCUCCCUGCAGCUGGAGCGUGGCACCCUGCCCUCCACAGCUAGCGGCACCCAGAGCCUGGCCUGGCAGCAGAUGGUGAUGCAGGAGCAGAGUCCCAGUAACCAGACAUCCCUGGCAAUGAUGCAGGAGCCUCAGGAGAUUGUGGAGGAGACCGUGACCAUUGAGGAGGACCCCGGCACGCCCACGUCCCACGUGUCCGUGGUCACCUCCGAUGACGGGACCACACGCCGCACAGAGACCAAGGUGACAAAGGUGGUGAAAACUGUCACCCGGCGCACAUACCACCCUGUGGUGGUCAGCGAGACGCUAGUGGGGUCCAAACCGGCCACGCCCACCCCAGGGGACUCUGACUCUGUCACUAAGAUGGUGAAGACGGUGACGACACGCACCGUGCGCCAGGUGCCGCUGGGCCCUGACGGGGUGCCCUUCCCUGAGGGUUCGUCUCCUCUGGGCAGCUACACCAACUCCAUCGACAGGCGCUUCAUGAAGAACGGAGAGCGCUUCUCCACGCCGCAGGCCACGUCUACGUUGACCCGCUCCUACAACAACUACAGCGACUCAUACGGCGAGACGCCGGAGGGCCCAUACCGCCAUUAUGGGCUCCACGACGGCUACGGGGACUUGCCCGACAGCUACGGCAGCCUGUCGCGGGGCGUUAACUACCGACCCCGCUACCCAUACAUGGCCUCCAGUGGCUACCGGCCCGAGAACAGUUACACACUGCCCAUCCGCAAGGACGACUACAGUCAUGUGGCGCAGCCCCAGGUUCCCCUAGGGGGCACCGUCGACCUGAACCGCUCCCAGCCCGAGCGCUUCCAGGCCGAGCCCUACGGCCUGGAGGACGAUCGGCGCAGCCUGGGCCCCGAUGAUGACGAGCCAUACGACCUGGAGUCUGAUUACUCUACAGCCAAUCGGCGCACAGUGGGUGGAGCCAACCAUGGCAGACACAUGAGGGAGCCCCCCCGGGUCAGAGGGGGCUAUGAGGACCCCAUCGAGGCAGACCUGAUCGACGACCGUCACCCCUACAUGCCCAACUUGUACUCGGCCCCCCUGGCGCAGGCCGAACUGGGCAGCUUGGCCAGUCUGGACCGCAUGGGGCCGAUGGGCGGGCGGCGCUCGCCGUCGGCAGACAGCGUCCGUAAAGACCCGCGGUGGCGCGACCCCGAUCUGCCCGAGGUCAUCGCCAUGCUGGGCCACCCCGUGGACCCGGUGAAGUCCAACGCGGCCGCCUACCUGCAGCACCUGUGCUACGAGAAUGACAAGGUGAAGAAGGAGGUGCGGCAUCUGAAGGGCGUGCCGCUGCUGGUGGGGCUGCUGGAUCACCCGCGACCCGAGGUCCACCGCAAGGCCUGCGGAGCCCUGCGCAACAUCUCCUACGGCAGGGACCACGACAACAAGGUGGCCAUCAAGAACUGUGAUGGCAUCCCUGCUCUGAUCCGGCUGUUGAGGAAGACCAGCGACAUGGAGGUCCGGGAGCUCGUCACGGGAACAUUGUGGAACCUCUCCUCUUAUGAGCCACUGAAGAUGGUCAUCAUCAACCACGGGCUGCAGACCCUCACCAACGAGGUCAUCAUUCCCCACUCGGGCUGGGAGCAGGAGCCGAACGAGGACUCAAAGCCACGCGACGCCGAGUGGACCACGGUCUUCAAAAACACGUCGGGAUGCCUCAGGAAUGUGAGCUCAGACGGGGCAGAGGCACGACGCAGGCUGCGGGAGUGUGAGGGUCUAGUGGAUGCACUGCUGCAUGCCCUGCAGUCGGCAGUGGGCAAGAAGGACAUGGAUAACAAGUCGGUGGAGAACUGUGUGUGCAUUAUGCGGAACCUGUCCUAUCACGUGCAUAAAGAGGUGCCAGGGGCAGAGAAAUUCCAGGAGCCCUCAACCAAUCAGGCGCCAGGAUCGGUGGGGCCGCAGAGGAAGAAGAAGGAUGAUGCCGGCUGCUUUGGCGGAAAGAAGACCAAAGAGGAGUGGUUUAACCAAGGCAGGAAAAAUGGAGAGAGUGAGAAAAGCUACGACACACUGGACCUGCCCAAGCGGACGGAACCCACCAAAGGCUUUGAGCUACUGUACCAGCCCGAGGUGGUCAGGCUCUACCUGUCCCUGCUCACCGAGAGCCAGAACUAUAACACCUUGGAGGCUGCAGCCGGGGCUUUGCAGAACCUGAGCGCGGGCCAGUGGACUUGGUCCAACUACAUCCGAGCCACGGUGCGCAAGGAGAAGGGCUUGCCCAUCCUGGUGGAAUUGCUUCGCUCGGACUCAGACAAGGUGGUGCGGGCGGUGGCCAUCGCUCUGAGGAACCUGUCCAUGGACCGCCGCAAUAAAGACCUGAUAGGCAGCUACGCCAUGAGAGACCUGGUCAGCAACCUACCCAGCGGGCAGCAGCGGCCAGCCAAGAACCUGGAGGAGGACACAGUGGUGGCCGUCCUCAACACCAUCCACGAGAUCGUGACGGACAGCUCGGAGAACGCCCGCUCCCUCAUCCAGGCUCAGGCCAUUGAGAAGCUGGUGGCCAUCAACCGGACCAGCCAGUCCCAGAGGGAAACCAAGGCAGCAUCCUAUGUCCUGCAGGCCGUGUGGAGCCACAAAGAGCUGAGGAACAGCCUUGCUAAGGACGGCUGGAACAAGACGCAUUUCCAGCCCACUGCCACUAGCCAGGCCAAGGGGACCAGGAGUAACAAGCCAGCCUAUGAUGACACCACCCUCCCCUUGAUGGAGAAGAAUCAAGGCAACAAGAAAUCAAUCAGUGGUGACAUGAUACCUAUGGACGAGCUCGAUCCAGAUGGAUAUUCCACCAUCGAUCAGAAGGACAAGGACUGCAAGUACAAGAGCGGGGAUGUGUCGAGUGACCUGGCAGAACGGGAACCGCUGAAGAAUGACACAAAUAGGAAACAGUUUGUCAGGACUAACAGACCAGCGGUGAAUCUGGUGGACACUUGUGAUGUUAAACCUCAGCCUGUAGACUCCUGGGUCUAAAUGCAUGCAUGGCUUAAAAUCAAAACAGCGCAACAUGUCAGCGAGAAGAGGAUGGUCAUAUAUCACUGCCAUCACACACGGAGAAGCAGAUUUUAUACAUGUACACACACGAAGACUCAGCCACCCUGCAGCCGACGUCUCCAGCUUCUCAGCAUAACGUGGCUAUUUAAAUGGAGGCCGGGAAUGCAGAGCCUCUCCUUCUCUUUACAUCUGCAUCCCUCUGGAAGCGCCGGGGCGAUCUCGACGGGUUCAGCGUGGCCGGGGUUUGGUGCAUGCUGGGAGAAACGGACAUGUGACCGAAGGAGAUGGGGAGAGGAGCAGAAACGCCAAGACGGAACACUGCUGCUGCUGCUCUGUCCAUUUUUUUCAGCGUUUUUCCUGUUUGGAGGGCACUGAGCUCAGCUCAUCGCUUCUUUUCGGUUUAUUAAGAUCCUUUCCCAAGGCUUUUUCUGCUUGUUUAGAGACCUGAAGGGUUGCAGAGUGAGGUGAGAGACGUCUAAGUGAGACUAUGGAUGGAAAGCAGAUGGGCUGCUGGGAGGCACGGCAGUGAAGUUCACACUGCGCGGCUUCAUUAACGUGCCUCUCAGAACACUUUAUUACUCAUUAGUUGCUGAAACAUGCCUCUUUCUUGUGUAAAAAUCAAGGGUCUGAUACACUUGGCAAAUCGGUUUGGUGGUAUUUCGGGUGUCCAAAGGGUGGAUGGAGGGAUCUGGUGGUGUUUACGUAUGUCCAGAAGGUGAAUAGAGAAUCUGGUGGUGUUUAUGGUUGUCCAGUGGGUGUAUGGAGUAUUUGAUGAAGUUUAAGGGUGUCCAAAGGUCGGAUGGAGGAUCUGGUGGUGCUUAAGGGCGUCAUAAAUGUGGAUGGAGGAUUUGGUGGUGCUUAAGGGCGUCAUAAAUGUGGAUGGAGGAUCUGGUGGUGCUUAAGGGCGUCAUAAAUGUGGAUGGAGGAUGUGGUGGUGCUUAAGGGCAUCAUAAAUGUGGAUGGAGGAUCUGGUGGUGCUUAAUGGUGUUCUAAGGAUGUAUGGAGGAUCUGAUGUUUAAGGUUGUCCAAAGUUUGGAUGGUGGAUAUGGUGUUGUUUAUGGUUGUCCGAAGGCUGGGUGGAGGAUCUGGUGGUGCUUAUGGGUAUUCUAAAUGUAGAUCUCUGACGUGGUGAGGCGUUUGAAUGUAAAUGUUGUUCCUGCAUCUUCAGACUGAGGAAGAUGUGGAAUGAAAGGUUUCCUCAUGUUUUAGGUCUGCUAGGGACGGGUGAAUCCGCUGGACGCACUGAGCGCGGUCGGAGAACCCGGUUCACUGCCCUCUGUUUUCAGGAAGGUAACUGGUGAGCAAUCCAUUGGCGAUUUAGGGUAACAGAAGUGGAGAGGAACAGAAGUUUGCUGGGAGCUCUUUCCUUUCAAAGCAGUUUAUAUUUUUCUUGGUUUCAUAAAUGUAUAUUAGGGUUAAAAUAAUAAGCAAAUACUGACCUUUAUCUAUCGUUAGCCAUGUAGCCAAGCAAAGCGAUGGACCGGAAGCCCAGACUCUGCAUUUGGGGUUUGGUUGUUUUUUUUUUUGUAAAAAGUAAUAACUGCUAACCUAACAGUGUGAAAACCAGUAGUAAUGCUGAUUACCAAGUUACGUUUUUGUAUCGUCAAGAGCAAAAGACUUAUCUGCCACUUUGUAGAAGCGGAAAAAAAAAAGAAGUCAUUUUCUAUUGCAGAGCUGGUUGCCAAACACUAUCAGGGAUGGCUGGGGGGGGGGGAUGGGUCGCCAAACACGGGCACGGAGAAUCAGUGGGAUGCGGGAGACUGGCAUGGAGACAUACAGGCAGCUGUGUGAAGCCCAUACAGGCACUGAUGCAGUUCAGUCCAUUUUUGUAACACAUCUUUUCAUGUCCUUCGAAACAAGCAUGAAAAAAUUGUGGAUGUUUAUGUUCUGUGUGCCAGUUUUUUUUUUCAUCAUGGUGUAAACUUCACAGCUGGCUGGGAGGGAACUUGGAAACUUUCACUGCUAACGUCAAGGCAAUACUAGCAUCAGUUAGUGUCAGUCUGAAAGCUACUAAUUCUCCUUUCAUGAGCUGAACGGUAGGCAGGGAACCAUGGGAGCGAGGAUCCUGCCAUCCGUCAGACCUCCUCCACAGGUGACUGGCAUGCUCCUGUUAUACAGUGUGAUUUCCUUUAUUGUGUCACUUUCUAAAACACUGCAGUAUUUAUAAAUACACAUGUAUUGGAAGGAAAAUCCUAAUUUGGACAAUUAAAAGAAAAUUGUCCUGUUUUCUGUCUUCACUCCUGUGUGCAUUUAGAGGGGAUGUGUCCCUUACCGCGGUACACGACCACAGGACCUGGCUUCGUGCCUGUGUGCCUGUGUAAACAUACACGGGAAAUUAGCAUGGCGGGGCCCAGCACCGCCGGGGGGAUUCCCGACACGACACUAAGCGAGA
This is a messenger RNA of Paramormyrops kingsleyae, 6105 nucleotides long. Lineage: Eukaryota; Metazoa; Chordata; Actinopteri; Osteoglossiformes; Mormyridae. The record is from RefSeq and is a predicted model, not a curated record.